AUGUGCUUCGGUCACCCACCCCUCUCUCGCCUGCGUACCCCUAACAGGCGACGCCUCGGCGUGCACAAGGCCUUCUUCCUCCCGCACGAGCUCGUCUCCCCACCCGCAUCCUCGGAUCCUUCGUACCUAGAGGCAGGAACUACGCCCGACGGCACGCCAGCACCAAGCACCGCGUGGCAGGCGCGCUAUCCGAAGGGCGGCGUCAACCGGCGCUCGGACCGCGAGGCUCGAGCGUGUCUAUACCGCGGGGCCGCCGGAGUUUGCAAAGGCGCUGGAAGGGGCACGGGAGGCGCGCGUAGGCUACAGGGUGCUGCUGGAUGCGGAGCGGGAGUGGGUGAGAGGCGAGAAGAUGCCGGGGAUGUGUUAAUUCAUAUCACCGAGGCUGACCGUUCUGCAAAGACGGUGGGGAGGGCUAGUCUCCGAGCAGACCUUGAUACGUGCUCAGCCAGAGGGCUUCGCUCGCUGCGCAGGAGGCUUGCUCUACGUGUUUAG
Molecule: messenger RNA, 492 nt
Organism: Coniophora puteana RWD-64-598 SS2
Lineage: Eukaryota; Fungi; Basidiomycota; Agaricomycetes; Boletales; Coniophoraceae
Exons: 1
Coding region: 1-492 (163 amino acids)
Source: RefSeq, a predicted model, not a curated record